CUGCUCACAGACCUCCAGCACUACAGCGCUCACCUCUGCUGCUGUUUCUUUAUUUUGUUCGUUUUCUUUCAUCUCUGGGACGUCUCGCCCCGCCUCCCCCGUCCUGUCCAGGUGACAGCUGUCUCCCCCGGCUCCUCAGCGUCACUCAGCAUCAUGGAGAGUCUGGAGAAGCAGCUCAUCUGUCCCAUCUGUCUGGAGAUGUUCACCAAGCCGGUGGUCAUCCUACCCUGCCAACACAACCUCUGCCGCAAGUGUGCCAAUGACGUCUUCCAGGCUUCCAAUCCUUACCUGUCGACGAGGAGCGGCUCCACAGUGACGUCUGGCGGUCGUUUCCGCUGCCCUUCCUGUCGACAUGAGGUGGUCCUGGACCGACACGGAGUUUACGGACUGCAGAGGAACCUGCUCGUGGAGAACAUCAUCGAUAUGUAUAAACAGGGCAGCACCAGUAAACCGUCCCCGGAGCCGAAGCAGGAGCAGCCAGUGUGUGAAGAGCAUGAAGACGAGAAGCUCAACAUCUACUGCGUCACCUGCAGCGUCCCCACCUGUUCCCUCUGUAAGGUGUUCGGAGCUCACAAGGACUGUGAGGUGGCCCCGCUCAACAGUGUCUUCACCAAACAGAAGGCAGAGUUGACCGACUGUAUCUCCAUGCUUGUUGGGAACAAUGAGAGGAUUCAGGCGAUCAUCAAUCAGCUGGAGGAAACCUGCAGAGCCGUCAAUGAGAAUGGCAGCAGACAGAAGUCGAAGGUGUGUGAGACGUUCGAUCACCUGUUUGCCCUCCUGGAGGAGAAGAAAGGUGACAUGACUCUGAGGAUCAACUCUGAACAGGAAGAGAAACUGGACUACAUCCGAGGUCUGAGGAGGAAGUACAGCGAACACAUGGACAACACCGCCAAGCUGCUGGAGACCGCCAUCCAGACCAUGGAUGAGUCCAAGAUGGCCGUGUUCCUGCAGGCGGCCAAACCUCUGCUACAGAGGAUCGUGGAGGGCACCAACAUGUCUCACCUGGACAAACUCCAACAUGGCUACGAGAACAUGGAGCACUUCACAACCAACUUUGAGCGUCAGAGGCAGGCUCUAGCCAACGUCGACUUUAUCAAAGAAGAGGAAGACGAUGACGACGAUGACGAUGAAGAUGAGGUGGACAUCACAGCGACAUCAGCAGGAAUUCGAGCUGAGUCCCAGACACAUGCGGCACCUGCAACAGCAGCAACCAAUCAGCAGCCUCCUCUGUCACCUGUUCAGCCUGCAGGUGGCCAGCUCCCUCAGACACUCUCAGAGGCCACGCCCACAGUGACCUCACACAGUGAAAGUCUUGACCCCUCACCACCCACUCAGACCCCGCCCCCUCUGUCCCUUCCCACCGCUAGCCCCGCCCCCCAGGUUCAGUCUGAUCAGCAGAACGAGUCAGAGGACAAAGACGGACCCAAACACGUCUUCUCCUUCAGCUGGCUCAACCAGAAAUAAAACCAGUAUAACCAGUGAUACCAAUCCAGGGUCUGGAUCAGUCUGACCUUGUCUGUUUCUCUGCAGAACUCCAGUGUACUUUUACAUGAUUUUACAUUCUUACGUUGAUACUGCAGAAACAUGCAGAGACCUUUUACUGAAGCUGUGUUCAUUUUGCUCAUGUUAAAUAAUGGAGAGAAUUUUGUUUUGAAUAUGCCAAAAAUAAAUAUUUCUUUUGCUGUGACGUCCUCUCCAUGGAUCUCAUAUUCUCCAAGGACACUUUUGGAAGCUGGAAUUUGGUGUAAAUUCAGCGUGUCCAGUGUGCAGUGUUCAUUUGAAGAUAUUUUCUGAAUCAGUGGUAUUUUUGAAAAUUCGGCACAUCUGACACACUGAACACAUUUCAUUUGUUCCAUACAGACCAGAGUUUCUCAGCGUUGUGUGAUUACUGUGACGUUUCUGUGUGUGGCUUCCACGUGAAUGAAUGAGGUUAACGUGAGGU
Molecule: messenger RNA, 1942 nt
Organism: Toxotes jaculatrix (banded archerfish)
Lineage: Eukaryota; Metazoa; Chordata; Actinopteri; Toxotidae
Product: E3 ubiquitin-protein ligase TRIM63-like
Exons: 9
Coding region: 154-1464 (436 amino acids)
Molecular function (GO): zinc ion binding
Source: RefSeq, a predicted model, not a curated record